Doryrhamphus excisus (bluestripe pipefish) is the source of this 1884-nucleotide messenger RNA. It is a transcript of the gene bicdl2l, whose product is annotated as bicaudal-D-related protein 2-like. The record is from RefSeq and is a predicted model, not a curated record. Gene Ontology annotation, biological process: vesicle transport along microtubule; Golgi to secretory granule transport. NCBI's taxonomy places the organism in Eukaryota, Metazoa, Chordata, Actinopteri, Syngnathiformes, Syngnathidae.
AUGGUGGCCCAAGACUUUUGUACGCGAUGUUUGAUGCUGCUGAUCUGUUGACAGGAAUUCUUGUUUUACCUCCAGCCUGUUUGUUUACACUUUUACUUCAUGGAAGGUUGUUAAGUGGGAGGGAAAAAACCCCGCGUGCUUUGUUCCACUGCCUGCCACCGAGGUAUGCCCGUGUGCGUCAUGCGGAACAAACGAGUGAAGUCACGUCGCUGAGCGUCUUCAGGAAAAGCCAGUUUGGAAACAUUCUUCAUCUAGCUGUUCUUCAGAGUGCCGGCUCGGGCUGCUCAGUGGACGUUAGGACCUCCAUCAUCAUGGACUACUCGCAGCCCUUCUCGCUCCUCAACGAGCGCCUCAGACCUCCGCUGAGCCCCACGGAGCAGCUCUACUCGUCCCUGAGCAGAGUCCAGUCUAAGGCGACCAAGCGCGGCUCGUUGCUGGCGCUGCGCCGCUCCACCUCCAUGUCCGAACCCGAGGACGAUGGCGAGGAGGAGAGGACCAACGCCGAGCCGAGACCGCUGGCCCUGCUGAGCCUGAAGGAGGUGCGAGAGGAAAUGACCGUCGGUUCCACUCAGUCCAUGGAGUCUGGGGAGGCCAAGGAGGACGGGACAGACGAGCAGAACUCUGAUGAACCGGAUCGCCCCGAGUCGCCGUCCAACGAGGGCGUGUCCCCGUUCCAAAGGAGCUGCAUGACCCUGCCGGACCUCAUCAACAGCGGGAGGCCGCUCGGCAGACGCAGGACCCUCGGACACGUCAAUGAGACGCUCAAGGAAGUGCGUCGCGAGGUGGAACUGUCGCGCAGGCGCAGUAUCAAGCUGAAGGCUCAGGUGGACAAGCUGCAGGAGAGCCGCGAAGGACCCGGAUGGAGUCGAGACAGAGACAGGGUGACAGAGGAGGUUCUCUCCAUCUUGAGUCUUCUGCAGCUGAUGACAGGCCCGCAGGCCCGCCCAGCUCAGCCCCCCCAUGGAGGAAACCGCCUGGACGAUGCGCUUGCACAACUACAGGAUGUCGCCAGAAAACUAGCCAUGAAAGGAACACAGGACGUCAAGUCAAAAGGAGGAAGUGGUUCAGAGGACAGUGCCCUGCUCCAACAGGCGCUGCGGGAUCGAGACGAGGCCAUAGAGAAGAAGAAGGCUAUGGAGGCAGAGCUUCUGCGGAGUAAGACGGAGAUGAUGCUGCUGAACAACCAGCUGCUGGAGGCUGCUCAGAAGCGCUUGGAACUGUCGCUGGAGCUGGAGGCAUGGAAGGAGGAUGUCCAGCUGAUGCUCAACCAGCAGCUGCUUCUACAGCACCAAGUGGAGCAGAGCCAGAAGAAGACCUCACGCGUCGGCAUCUUGAGGAGGAACAAAGUGCCCGUCCAGCGGCCCACCAACUUCCCUGUGGUGGCCACACGUGCCUCCCCGCCAUCACCUGCCUCGCCCACUACAAGUACAACUCAAAACUUCUUCAACAGAUCACCUAUGACAACGGCACCGGCGCCCGUGACACCUUUGUCCCCCUCUGCUGCUGCUCCGUCAUGGAGGGACAAGUGGAAACGGAGCAAUGGCGGACGGCGAGGAGAGCAGGGUUACAUGGUGGAGCAUAGAGAGAACGAUGGAUUCCAUGUGGUCUCGCUGGACUGAGAGAGGUGCUCUUGAAGGUUCUUGAUGCUUCAGGAAUCUUCAGGCAUCCACAUGAGCGCUACAGAGGAAUCGAACAGCGACAUGAAUCCUGCACAAUGCUUUGAAACAAAAUUUUAUUAGAGGGAUGAGCAGCACAUGAACAAUAUUGUAACCAUGGAACAAAUGACUGUUUACAUGAAAUUAGCAUAUCUCCUUUUGCUUUGGACCUUUAACCUGCUUCCAUUUUAAUUUAACGUUCCUGUAAAUAAACAAGCCUGAACAUUCA